AUGAAUGCAAUUCAUAUUAUAAUGGCAACAUCUAAUUCUGCAAAUCCACAUGCUACACCUAAUGCUCGAAUUGAAAGUAUUGCACGAAAAAGAAAAAUAUCUGCAGUUAUUUUUCUAAUUUUCGGUAUUUUAUUGCUUGUUGCCGGUUCUCUACUUGCCACAUACGAAAAACAAAGAUUUUCUGUUUCUUUUAUUGUUUUCGGUGGUAUUGGUAUUAUAUUUGCUUUUAUGUAUUGGAUAUCAGCUGAGAAGAUCUUAACUGCAUUACGAAAACUGAACGCUCAACGAAUACGGCAAGCAAGAUUUUAUGCUCAAAAUUCUGGUACAAUUAGUUUUGCAAAUAUGAAUAGUGGAGAUUUUCAUCGGUAUUCCGGUUCAUUCCAUAUAGGCUUACCUAGCUAUGAACAGAGUGUUUUGCACCCGAGAGAUAUUCCACCAUCGUAUGAAGAAGCAAUUAAUAAUAAAGCAGCAAAUGAUACAAUGAAUUAUUCUAGUCAUGAAUUAUCAUCUAUGCCAAUUCAUUCAAUAUCACUUUUAGUCGAUCAAGCUGAAGAUACUUCUGCCAAUAACGUUACCACAGGAACAAUACCCAAUCAAAAACGUACUUCACUCAAUUCUCCAGCACAAUAG
Rotaria socialis is the source of this 630-nucleotide messenger RNA. The record is from the annotation of a GenBank genome assembly. Lineage: Eukaryota; Metazoa; Rotifera; Eurotatoria; Philodinida; Philodinidae.